Ambispora leptoticha is the source of this 753-nucleotide messenger RNA. The record is from the annotation of a GenBank genome assembly. NCBI's taxonomy places the organism in Eukaryota, Fungi, Glomeromycota, Glomeromycetes, Archaeosporales, Ambisporaceae.
AUGCACGAGAUCAAUAAUAGAGCUCUCAAUUCUAAUCAAGAAAUAGUCCAAUAUUAUGGAAAAUGGCCAUUUCAUCGACUCUGGGGAAUGCAAGAACCAGCAAGCGUACUAUUCAGCUUCUUGAACGGGUACAUGCACUACCAUUACCUUUCCAUCAUCCGACGAAAGAUCCCCGAAACAUACUAUAUGAAAAAAUUUUACAUUGGCUACGGGUACGCAUGUAUGAACUCUUGGUUCUGGUCGGCAAUCUAUCAUUCACGAGAUUUUCCCAGCACCGAAAAACUAGACUACUUUUCCGCCGCGUUCUCAAUACUUUUCUCAUUUUUCUUCACCACGACUCGCGUAUUUCACCUACGCAGCAGAAGGAUAAUUUCCGCGUUUGCUACCGUUUGUCUGUUGAUGUUCUUUGCACAUGUUUAUUACUUGACUUUUGUCAAAUUUGACUAUGAGUAUAAUAUUAUAGCGAAUGGGAUCGUUGGGUUCACACAUAAUUUAAUUUGGAUCUGGUGGUCGUGGAAGAAUUGGCAUAAUCGGCCCGAUGAUGCAUGGAAACCGUUGGCAGCGGUUAUUUAUGUUACGAUGGCUAUGUGCUUGGAGAUUUUUGAUUUUCCGCCUGUUUGGGGUGUUUUGGAUGCUCAUGCUUUGUGGCACGCUAGUACCAUUCCAUUGUCUGGAUUUUGGUAUGAAUUCUUAAUUAAAGAUGCAUCGAUUGAGAGUUUAAGAGAAAGAAAGGGUAAAGAGAGAUUGAGCUAG